UAUCUGGAAUAGUGCCCAAACCCCAAAAUGCAAGAAUUAUUUCAGUUAAUCUUCGUAGCAUUUUACGGUGGGAUGCACCUAGGUUUCACAAAGGGAAUAUAAGUUACACUGUCCAAUUUAAGAGUGUUCAUAUACCUGGAAAUACAUAUACAAAUGUGAGCACGAACUUGAGAGUCACCGAGUGCGAUGUCUCUUCUCUGUCUGUGUAUGGAGACUACAUUUUACAGGUCAGAGCAGAGUCAGAAAAUAACUAUUCAAAGUGGGCGACCGUCAGAUUUCAGCCCAUGGAUGACACAGUCGUUGGGCCACCUGAUGUCAAAGUGAAGUCAGAGUCUGGGUCCCUGCAUGUGGAUUUCACAGGCCCUUUCGCUGAGCAUCAGGACAAGUGGCCUCUAAAGCACUAUUAUGGCUCGUGGAAUUACAGAAUACUGUACUGGAAGAAAGGCAGCAAUACAGACAGAACUUCUGCUUCCAGGGUAACUCACGUAGAUACUAAACAUAACUCUGAAAUAUUAUCUCAGUUGGAGCCAUGGACAAUAUAUUGUAUUCAAGUGCAAGCAGUUAUCCCCGAAUGGAACAAAACUGGGGAACUGAGCGGAGAGCUUUGUGAGCAGACAACCCACAACGGUGUAACUCCAGUGUGGAUAAUUGUGACUGUUCUUACAGGAUCAAUGUUGGUCGUUGUAAUAUCUGUUCCUGUUUGUUUCUUUUCCUUUUUGUAUCUAUACCGACUCACCAAACAUGUUUUCUGCCCUUCAUAUAUUUUCCCACAACACUUGAAAGAGUUUUUGAGCAAGCCUCCCAGUGGUGAGCAGUAUUUUUCUCCACUCCCACAAGAGCAUCUUUUUUAUGACAAGCUGACUGUCAUUUCAGAAGAAUCCAAAAAUCACAGUGAUGAGACUGAGGAUGAGGCCAGCAAAACAACAGAGCACCUUCAGGACUCGGAACGAGAAGAUUCUGAUUCAAAAAUAGUACCAGCUUCAGAAAAGGCCUAA
Cariama cristata (Red-legged seriema) is the source of this 995-nucleotide messenger RNA. RefSeq names its product interleukin 10 receptor, beta (gene IL10RB). The annotation marks the transcript as partial. The transcript is spliced from 6 exons. NCBI's taxonomy places the organism in Eukaryota, Metazoa, Chordata, Aves, Cariamiformes, Cariamidae. The record is from RefSeq and is a predicted model, not a curated record. Gene Ontology annotation, molecular function: protein binding; interleukin-10 receptor activity.